Diachasma alloeum is the source of this 2050-nucleotide messenger RNA. It is a transcript of the gene oys, whose product is annotated as lysophospholipid acyltransferase 1. The coding region runs from base 111 to 1664 and encodes 517 amino acids. The transcript is spliced from 10 exons. Lineage: Eukaryota; Metazoa; Arthropoda; Insecta; Hymenoptera; Braconidae. The record is from RefSeq and is a predicted model, not a curated record. Gene Ontology annotation, molecular function: acyltransferase activity. Gene Ontology annotation, cellular component: membrane. Gene Ontology annotation, biological process: lipid modification.
ACCAGUCGAAUGUUGACCGUACCGUGAGUAGACUACCGUGUGCGGCAUCGCACUUAUUUCAGUGAGACCUGAGCGGUUUGAUAGACAGGUCGAUUCAGAAGAUUUUUCACAUGGAUAAAGUGCACGGGGUUGCGGCCCUGAAAGUCAGUGGACAUGGAUUUUACGACGGCUCGAGGGCCUUCGAGGGACUCUCCGACGUCGUGGGACUGCCGGUUGAUCAGAUGAAUUUCGUCAUCAGCCAGUUCACAGCACUUGUCCUGGCUGCACUAUUUCGAACUUCACUGAGGCCAGGAGUGGUUUCUCCAGUGGCUCGUCACACAUUUGGUUUGAUCGUUGGGCUCUGUAUGGGCUACUUCUGUUUCGGCAAACAAGCAGUUCACCUGGCAGGGCUUCCGGCGAUAUGUUACAUCGUAAUGCGCACCCAAGAUCCGCGUAUCGUCCAGAGAGUUGUGUUGACUGUUGCCCUGGGGUACCUCUCGUGCAUUCAUUUUUACCGGCAAAUGUAUGAUUACGGAUCGUACAGCCUUGAUAUAACGGGUCCACUGAUGGUCAUAACGCAGAAGGUGAUAAGUCUUGCGUACAGCAUUCACGAUGGCUUCACGCGUCGUGAACCCGAGCUGACAUCACUCCAGCGUCAUCAGGCCGUGAAGAUCAUGCCAACUACACUGGAGUAUUUCAGCUAUGUGCUCCACUUUCAGGCGUUGAUGGCUGGGCCCGUCAUUUUUUACAGAGAUUACAUUGAUUUUAUUCAUGGAACUAAACUCAACGGGACAUCUUUUUCGGGAUUCUACGAUGAUCCUUCCAAACAUGUCGUCGAAAUAGUUUUGGAGCCAUCGCCUACCCAAAUUGUGAUGAAGAAAGUUGUCGCCAGCUUGACCUGCGCUAUCCUUUUCGUUGUGUUCAUUCCCAUAUUCCCAAUUCAAAAAGUGAAAGACGACGAAUUUUUGAACUCGUCGAUGAUCUAUAAAAUCUGGUACAUGAUGAUCUCAACCAUGAUGGUUCGUUUCAAGUAUUAUUACGCAUGGCUGUUCGCCGAUGCAAUCUGCAAUAACUCGGGAAUGGGAUUCAACGGUCUCGAUUCUGAGGGAAAGCCCCAGUGGGACUUCUUCUCGAACAUAGAUGUAGUUAAAUUUGAGACAUCACUGAGUCUCAGGGAGUCGAUCGAAGCCUGGAACAAAGGCACGAACAACUGGCUGAGAAUGGUGGCCUAUGAGAGGGCAGGCCGCUACAGAACACUUUUUACUUAUGCUCUUUCAGCACUUUGGCAUGGAUUUUAUCCAGGAUACUACCUCACCUUCGCGACCGGAGCGCUGUUCACAUUCGCUUCACGCACCGUUCGCAGAAGCAUCAGACCUCUCUUCCUGGGCUCAAGGAACAUGAAGUCGUUCUAUGAUGUCCUCACAUUCAUCACAACACGUGUCUUCAUGGCUUAUCUCACCUUCAGUUUUGUUCUCCUUGAAUUCAUGCCGAGUGUCAAAGUCUACAUUUCCAUGUACCUGAUUCCGCAUCUGCUGAGCCUGGCAGCGAUAUUAGUCCUCCCAGUAUUACCCUUGGGACACGCGCACCGAAAACGCGAGGUACCAUCCACAAAUGGGCAAGAGAACUCUCGCCCCAAAGUUGCAGAACCGGAAGCGCACAAUGGACUCUCGAAGAAGGCAGACUGAGUCUCUAUUUCUGUUCACCAUUUUUACACCUUUUAUAUUGAUAACGUUCAAAUCUUUGUACUCUAUUUUAUAUGAAUUAUAUCUUUGAUUAUUAUUGUAUCAGAUGAUAUUCUAGUGUGAAUCCGUUGAUGCGUAUAAUUAUUUUUAUGAUGAAUUGACAUACGUCUGAAAUUCCAAGUACUCAGUUUUUUACAACAAAUACAAAUCAGGGUUUCAAUGCUGCAUUGUUUUCAAUGCUCGUGUAAUAUGUUUUGGCUUCCGAUAUCCGUAAUAAUGUGAACAUGUGAUUUCAUUAGAUAGAAAAUCAACUAUUCUUGGAACUGGAUGUUGAAUUCAUGUAUUUUACAGAUUGAACGAAUUUUUAAUAAAGCAUGAUGUGAGAUGAA